AUGUUGGUUACUAUCUUAUUCAUAUUUUGUAUUUUCUACACUUCUGAUGCAUUUAAAGUGACAAAAGUUGAGGAAAAUAACUAUGGGAUGAGAAACAUCACUUGGGAAUGUGAAUUUUGUCUAUCAGGAUGUAGUUUAGCACGCUAUUUUGUGAAUGAUUUCUAUUGGCGUGAUAUAUACAUGUUGGGUGCUGAAAAACUGUGUGCAUUCAUCUCUUCUGAAAAAAUAGAAAAAAUAUGUGACAAAUACACCUCGAAGUACUUACCAGAGAUUUUGGAUGGAAUAGGAUCAGUAUUCGUACCUGAAGAAAUUUGUUUGGACUUCAAUAUAUGCAAUUCUACUGAGAUUAAGAUGUUUACUAUCCAAAAAAGAAUCGAGAACCAAUCAGCUAUAAUGUUAAAAAUAUAA
Molecule: messenger RNA, 408 nt
Organism: Schistosoma mattheei
Lineage: Eukaryota; Metazoa; Platyhelminthes; Trematoda; Strigeidida; Schistosomatidae
Source: the annotation of a GenBank genome assembly